Messenger RNA from Entamoeba invadens IP1, 1803 nucleotides. RefSeq names its product tyrosine protein kinase FRK, putative. NCBI's taxonomy places the organism in Eukaryota, Evosea, Mastigamoebida, Endamoebidae. Gene Ontology annotation, biological process: protein phosphorylation. Gene Ontology annotation, molecular function: protein kinase activity; ATP binding. Bases 1 to 1803 code for a protein of 600 amino acids. The transcript has a single exon. The record is from RefSeq and is a predicted model, not a curated record.
AUGAUGUCGACAUAUGAGGGGUGUGUUGUGUGCAAAGACGGGUACAUGCGAUCAAGUGAUGGCAAGCAGUGCGUUAGAUGUGACACGUCGUGUAAAACAUGUUCCAAUGAUGGUGAUUGUGUUGUUUGCAGUGAUGGAUAUUACAGAACACCAAACAACAACACUAAGCUGUGCAACCCACAAAAAGAAUUGAACAACUGUUUGAACAAGACGACGACUGGGUGCAUAUUGUGUGAAGGUGGUUUUGCACUAAAUAACAAUUUGUGUUACAAAUGUGGUGAAAAUUGCACAACUUGUGAUGCCACUUUUGAGUGUUUAAAAUGUGGUGAUAACAACAUUCUAAAAGACAGAGUGUGUGUUCACUUCUCACAAAUACCAAAUUGCAUCUCAUUAGAGAACUCCUUGUGUUGGGAGUGUGCAGAUGGCUACAAGUUGAGUGACGACAAAAUUGAGUGUUUUGCAAACACGAAUUAUGGUGUGGUUGUUGGUCUUCCAGUAGUGUGUGUUGCUGUGUUGGUUGUUAUAAUAAUCACAAUUGUAACAAUUGUUUUUCUGUUUGUGCUGAGAAAGAAAGACAACAAACACACUAAAAAUGUGUGUGUCUUCAAGAUGAGUCGCUCCAAUAUUAUGAUGACGAAACUUGAUGGCGACAUUCUAUCAAACAAAAAUGAGAUUUCAUUUGGUGAUGAAGACGACAAGAUCUGCAUUGAGACUGAAAGUCGCGAAUUGUUGUGUGUUGGCAACUCGUCUAAAAGUAACAUGAAAAUUCAAAUCACAACAAAAGACAAAUGCAACAAAUACAAAAUUCGCACAGAACCACAAAUAGUGACUUUAAAAAGCGGAUUUGCAUGUGAAUUUGAAGUAUUUAUAACGCCAUAUUGCACAAUGGAUUUGAGUGAUGAAGUCAUGAUUGUUUCACUUGAUUUAAAAGGUGGUAAACAAAACACGACUUUGGUGAACAUCAAAGCACUGGUGGAACAAUCAACACGUCUUGAUUACGACGAAAUCAAAACAGAGAAGAAACUUGGCGAAGGGUCUUUUGGAAUUGUCUACAAAGGAACUUACAGAGGAAAUGUUGUUGCAGUCAAAAAGAUGAAACACGUUGACAACUCAAAUGAUGAAAUUGGAAUGAUUGAAUUUACAAAAGAAGUUGAGAUGUUGGACAAAUUUCGGAGUGAGUAUAUCGUCCACUUCUAUGGCGCCGUGUUUAUACAAAACAAAGUUUGCAUGGUCACCGAGUUUGCACAAUAUGGAUCUUUACAAGACUUGAUAAAACACAAAACGAAUGAUGAAGUUGACAUGAAAAUGCGAGUUAAAAUGAUGAGAGAUGCAUCAAAAGGGAUUUUGUAUUUACAUGAGAAUGGGAUAUUACACAGAGACAUCAAGCCAGACAAUAUUCUUGUGUUUUCAUUUGAUUUGAAUGAUAAAGUUAAUGCUAAAUUGACUGACUUUGGAAGUGCAAGAAAUGUGAAUUUGUUGAUGACUAACAUGACAUUCACUAAAGGUAUUGGAACGCCAGUUUACAUGGCGCCUGAGGUGUUGAAAAAAGAAAAGUACACAAAAAGCGCAGAUAUAUUUUCGUUUGGUGUCACUAUGUAUGAAGUGUUUGGGUGGACUAAUGUUUAUCCACUUGACGCAUUUAAGUUUCCAUGGAAAAUAGCAGAAUUUGUGAUGUCUGGAAAACGACUUGAAAGAAAAGAAAAUAUACAAGAGAAGUUGUAUGAAAAUAUACAGAUGUGUUGGGCUCAAGAAAAAGCAAACAGAGCAUCUAUUGAUAACAUAAUAAAUGAACUCGCUUUGUAA